GAGGAGCUGUCAAAGUCACCUGUGCGCAUGCACGUGUGAGUAGCUCAUCCGAGGACGCGCCGACAGAACAUUCUUCCAAAUCCUCAUUCCAGAAGCGUGCUGAAGUCACAACAAGGAGGGCACGAGCACUCGGCUGAUGGCGGCAACAAAGAGAGGCGGCGGCAUGCUGCGUGACCUGCAGGUGGCGUUGCAGCGGAAGAUUGAGGAGCUGACGGAGCGAGACGCGCUGAUUGAGGAGCUGGAGUCAGAACUGGAUGCCAAAGAUCUCCUGAUUGGCCAUUUGCGGGCCGAGCUGGACCGUCAUCGUAGUUUGAUGCCGGGCACCGACGAUACUGCCGCUGCACAGACACCCGACGCAGCAGGUGGCGCUCCAGCAAUGCCAGCACCGUCACUCGAUGAGCCUCAGCGCACCAAGAGACAGGCCAUAUCGGCAGAACCCAGCGCUCUGGAUCCUGCCCGACUCACCGACGUCACGCUCACCAGCUACUGCAAGAGCAAAGAGUCCAGCGAGCUGAUCCAGAGAGCGCUGAUGGACAAUGACUUCAUGAAGCAUCUGGAACAUGGACAGAUCCUCACCAUCUUGGACUGCAUGCGGCCCACCAGCCUGGACAAAGGCUGCUGCGUCAUCCAGGAGGGCGACGACGGAUCUAGCGUCUUUGUUCUGGAGGAGGGCAUGGUGGAGGUGAGCAAAGAAGGCAAAAAGCUGUGCACCAUCGGCCCCGGCAAAGUCUUUGGCGAGCUCGCCAUCUUGUACAACUGCACGCGCACGGCUACAGUGACGGCUCUGACUGACAUCAAGUUGGGGGCCAUUGAUCGCCAGGGCUUUCAGACCAUUAUGAUGAGGACCGGCCUCAUCAAGCAUUCCCAGUACACGGACUUCCUGCGCAGCGUUCCGUCCUUCCAGGCCCUUCCAGAGGACGUUCUCAGCAAGCUGGCUGAUGUUCUGGAGGAGACUCACUAUAGCAAUGGCGACUACAUCAUCCGGCAGGGCGCCACGGGAGACACCUUCUUCAUUAUUAGUGAAGGGCAGGUGACGGUGUGGCAGCAGACCGCCCCCAGUGGUCAGCAGGUGCCGGUGAAGACGCUGUCCAAAGGCGACUGGUUUGGCGAGCAAGCGCUGAAAGGGGAAGAUGUGCGUACGGCCAGCGUGACAGCAGAGGGCGCCGUCACCUGUCUGGUGGUAGACAGAGAGUCCUUCAGGCAGCUGAUCGGCGGCUUAGAGGAAGUGGACCGCCAGCAGGGAGACGACGAGCACGUCAAAGCCAAGUGCCCGGCUGAGGACGACUUCUUCUCCGGCGUGACGCUCGACGACCUUGCCGUGGUCUGCACCUUGGGCAUGGGUGGCUUCAGCCGCGUGGAGCUGGUGCAGCUCAAGAGAGACGCCGGGCGCUCCUUCGCCCUCAAAGUGUUGAAGAAGCGCCACAUUCUGGACACCAGGCAGCAGGAGCACAUCCUGUCGGAACGCCGCAUCAUGAUGGAAGUCAACAGCCCCUUCAUCAUCAGGUUGUACCGCACCUUCCGGGACCCCAAAUACUUGUAUAUGCUGCUAGAGGUUUGUCUUGGCGGAGAGCUGUGGACGCUCUUAAGAGACAGGGGCUCCUUUGACGACGGGACCACAAGAUUCUACACGACGUGCGUUAUCGAGGCUCUGGCGGAGCUCCACUGUAAAGGGAUCAUCUACCGAGACCUCAAGCCGGAGAAUAUCAUCCUUGACCACAGAGGCUACGCCAAGUUGGUGGAUUUUGGCUUCGCUAAGAAGGUGGGCUUGGGGAAGAAGACCUGGACCUUCUGCGGGACCCCUGAGUACGUGGCCCCCGAGAUCAUCCUCAACAAAGGUCACGACAGCUCGGCCGACUGCUGGUCCCUGGGGAUCCUGGUCUUUGAGCUUCUCAGCGGAAGUCCGCCGUUUUCCGGCUCGGACCCCAUGAAGACGUACAACAUCAUCUUGAGGGGGAUCGACAUGGUGGAAUUCCCCAAAAAGAUCACCAAGAGUGCCGCAAACCUCAUCAAGAGACUCUGCAGGGACAACCCCUCGGAACGUCUCGGGAACCAGAAGAACGGCGUAAAGGACAUUCAGAAGCACAAGUGGUUCGAGGGCUUCAACUGGGAUGGCCUCCGCCAGGGAACCUUGGACUGUCCCUUUAUGCCAAGGGUGGACGGCCCGUUGGACAACAGCAACUUUGAUGACUUCCCCCUGGACACCGAGGGCCCUCCCCCUGAUGACGAGUCAGGCUGGGACCUGGAGUUCUGAAACAGCUUGGCCAGGUCAGAGGCUCAAUGGAGAACGCACAAGUCUGGACCGUGUGGAGGUGGUAGGGGAGAGGAGGAGGGUGGCUAAGCUGUCCUCCAUCAUGGACAACAUCUCCCACCCCCUUCAUGAGACUGUCAGAGCCCUGGAGAGCUCCAUCAGUGACCGGCUUCGUCACCCACGAUGACCCAGCGAGAGGCAUCGCACGCAGGUCCUUCCUCCCUGCUGCCAUCAGACUGGACAACCAGGCUUAUCACUGUAGCUAACGGACAAUAAUUACGUGCAAUAAUCAAAAAGUCAAAAAAGUCAAAAGUCAGCUUUAUUGUCAAUCUCUUCACAUGUCAAGACACACAAAGAAUAUUAACGUGCAAUAUCUGUCUACCUCAUACUCUUUUUACCUGCUUUAUUUUUUGCACAUUUUUUUUUCUUCCUUUGCACUAUUUUUCUAUCUAAUAUUUAUUUAUAUUGUGUAUAUACUGUCCAUAUUUUUUUAAUUAUAUAUAUCUUUUACUUUUUAAAAUCUUUUACCCCCUUCUCCACAUGCGUGUGUGUGUGUAUAUGUUAAGUGUACUGCUGCUUACACAGGAGUUUCCCCAUUGAGGGAAUAAUAAAGGAUCAUCUUAUUUGA
Messenger RNA from Syngnathus typhle (broad-nosed pipefish), 2876 nucleotides. RefSeq names its product cGMP-dependent protein kinase 1-like. Gene Ontology annotation, biological process: protein phosphorylation. The record is from RefSeq and is a predicted model, not a curated record. Lineage: Eukaryota; Metazoa; Chordata; Actinopteri; Syngnathiformes; Syngnathidae. The transcript has 22 exons. Bases 137 to 2251 code for a protein of 704 amino acids. Gene Ontology annotation, molecular function: cGMP-dependent protein kinase activity; ATP binding.